AUCUACCAGCAAUUCUCCCAUGUACCUGUAUCAGGUAACGAAGUCUCAAGCUCCACCUGUUCGUGACCUCCGGUGUUAAAUCGUCAGGGUGUGUCCAAAAACAAACAGAAAGAGGAAGCUGAAGCUGACAGUAUUUCGAACUGUUAUGGUCGUCAAUGUAUUUUUAAAUGUGGCUGUACUCUUGGAUUGGAAGCUGACCUCGUAUGUAAGGUUGAAGAACACGUUUAUGAAGAAGGAAGGUCAAACUUCAAUAAAAAAUAAACUAAAACCUAAAUCUGGAAACUUAUAUGGAAAACAGUGUUGUGGUGCUUUUUUCUGCACAGAGAUGUAAGCAUACAGCUCAUUUGUGAAGAGAGUUGAUAGGUGGAAGAUGGGUAUCUGGCUUUAUGCUCAAUUUCUACACAUUUUUGGGACCGUUGAGUAUGUUAACAUAUUGAAACAUAUAUAAAAAAGCAGUGGAUUGGAAAUACAGUAACAGAACCUGGGAGGUGGAUCUGAAGACAUGGAUGAGUUGGAAACUGUGGAUUGCAAUGGAAACUGGGACUCUAGAAACUCUCAUUCCUGGGGCGAUUUUGAAGGUCCCCCUAGGUGUUCUUUUCCUUCAUCCAACCCUGUAGAUAAUUUCCAUGAGCCUGACUGUUUGAAUAACCCCUUUGGAGAGUGGAGUACUUUUGGGGAAAGUAACGACCUGAACAAUAGUGCUUUCCCACCUUUUACUGGAGAACAGUUAAAAUGGAAAACAUCACCCGUCAAUAUGGAUGCAAGUUCUCUACACAAGGUGCAGGACGUGACCGAUUUCGAGAUGGUUUUUAAGAACAGUUUCCCUUUAGUUGAAGUUGAAGAAAGAACUGAGGAUAUAAGAUCACUACUGGAGCUACUUGAAGACUCUCCGCAGGAAGAGGCUUCCUUUGACCGACAGAUCCCCAGUCGAUUUAGCAGCCCUGUGUCAUUAUGGAGAAGUCUGCAGGAUAAAAACUAUGCUGAGCAUGUAGAACGAGAGUGGAAAGAGUCUCGCAGCCAGAAGAGACUGUUCACUACAAUUGGGAUCGACAUGACCCAACAGACUCUAGAAACUGUAAAGGAGGACUUUUGGGAAAAUGACGAGGAAAUGUCUGACACUGCUACCUUACCGAACCCUGGAACUAAGGACCUGAUUCAAACCAAGCUGUUUGUGCCUCUGUGUUCACGAAAUGCUCGAAGUUUUAUCUACCACAUAUCUCAUCAAUGGUUACAGAUAAACAGUCAACUGAGCAUUCAAAGCAAGAAGAAAAGCUUUUUGUUUUAACUCUUACUGCUAUUUUUAUUUGCACUAUUGUAGAACUAUAGAUAGGUUAUGAAUAAUUGUGUCCUGUUUUAAUUUAAUGUGUGUUUGUGUUGCAACUGAUUGUAAACCUCUCUGUAAUCAUUCUUUACAGAAUUUCUCAAUAUCAGCACAUUUUAGUGAGACGCUCAGAGGUUUAAACCUAUGUAUGUAAGGUGGCACAUUUUAUACUCUUAUAAGAUAAAGAAAGAAGAUAAUUGAGCACCAUCUUACACCUGGAUGAGGAAUAUUUGACUUUUUUUUUUUUUUUUUUUUUUUAUGAAGACCUGUUGAUUGUUGAAGAUGUUUAGAAAUAACUCCAGCUUCCCACAGGGACAAUGAUUAUUCCUGCCAUGCCCAGCAACACACCAUGUUUACCUUCUUCGCUUUUUUUUCGUCCACCAAGACAGUUUUGUCAAAGCGUACAUUUACAAGUCCAAGAAGUUUCUUUAGUUUUAGAUAUGUUUAAGUAUAUGACUCGGUGUUUGUCCUAAGAACUGCUGCUUCCACCCUGUCUUGUGUUUUAUCUGGAAUCCCAGGAUUUGCAUCAGCAUAUCUAACUAAGUGACAUGCAAAUUGAAACCAAUUUAAGAAUUGGCUUAUCAUUGUUACAAAAAGCUUUUGAAGAAAACCUCCAGCACAACUAGGGCAAUAAUUUUGGUGUUUAAAUAUUCAAAUAUUUUAUUAAUUACAUAUUUAGCACAUUAUAUGACAUUACUCUAAACCUGACAUAAAUUUCACUGUAAAUGUUUGUCCUGAAGGAGGCCCACGCACCCAGGACUGACAAAUCUUUUCUUGAUUUUUUUGGAAUACUAAUGAGCGUAAAUUCCUGCUCUUCAAAUGUACUUUAUUAUAGUAAGGGUAGAAUUGUUAGCAAAAGAUCAAAACAAAGAAAAUAUGUCUUUUACUGGUAAAUACUGUUAAGCCUUAAGAAAAGCACUGGCUUUGUGAAUACGGGCUACACGCUGUCAGUUAAUGACCAUUUUAAACAGUGCUUCCAAGAGAAUACAAAACGAUAGCUGGUGUUUCUAACGUGGAUGUGAAGAUAAACUGCAUCAUACCUGUAACAAAUUGGUAAAUGUUCUAUCUUGUUGCGCUGUAAGAUCUGUGAAAACAAAAAAUAACUUAACAGCAAUACAACAACAUAGUUUUAUGCAGUUAAAUUAAGCUAUUACCAUAAAUAGUAAGACCUUUUAGCUUUCUUAAAUUUAUAUCAGAUGUUUCUUAGCUGAUCAAUAUAUACCGUUCUUCUUCCAUGCUCUUCAGUUAUCCAAGAAGCACCCUUCCAUCAGUUUUUUUUACUGCUGCCCAUGAAUAUUCUUGCAGCAGGCUGCGGGUGAUGUAAUAUGCUGUCACUUUUUGAAAAGAUCUGGAUUUUUUCCACCCGUUUCUUCUGAGGGGGCCGACAGACAUCUGCCGCUUCUUCCUCUAUGAAUGUACUUCCGAUGCACAUUUUGAACUGCUCUGCUUAAACAGCGUUUGUGUUUGUAUGAUGAAAGGCUCACUCAGGACAAGUAGCUGUUCCAUAAUCGGCACCAUUUCGUUAUUUACAGGGUGUCUUGCUGCAUUUACUGCAUUAUCAUAAUGUCUGAAUAAUAGACGCAGUAAUCGAAAAACCGUCAACAUUAUCUAAUGUUUAAUUAUCAGUUCUCACUGUGGUGCUCUCGGAGGUAUGAUGUAGUAUAAUGUAAUGUAGUGGGUUGGGGGCCUGCUCCCACAGAGGAAAACAACUGAUGAUGUCAAGAACGAGUCAGCCAAUAACAAACAAGGUGCUUACUGAGGUGUUAGGAUUUUAAUUGGCUUUGAAUCAUAGCUGGUCCAGUGCAAUUUUCAACUUCCUAAUUCAAACCACAGCUGUGGUUCAAUUGCAGGUAGAGCAGUUUAAAUAUACUGUGACAAGCAAUAUGCAAGGUAUAAUUGUGCGUAGGUUGUUCUUGUGAUACAAGUGGAUUGCUGGAUGGUACACGCUGCACUUUCUGUUUGAGUGUUUUCUAAAUAUCCAGUUUAUCUUGACUGUUUGAACUUGCUGUGCCUGGUUCAGGUCAACCCUUUUAAGAAAUGCUCCAAAUGGUUAAAUGUAGAUCACAUAACACACCGGUUUUGUAGCUCAGAUAAGACAUCUUUAGAACUGAAGGUGCUUAGUGUUAAAAUUUUGUGUAUUUUAUUGAAAAGAAAGCACAUUGUUAGGUGUCAGUUUGAACAGUAAUACUACUUCUGUGAAAUGAAGGUGAAAUAAUGAUUGA
Messenger RNA from Polyodon spathula (Mississippi paddlefish), 3543 nucleotides. RefSeq lists its product as uncharacterized. The record is from RefSeq and is a predicted model, not a curated record. NCBI's taxonomy places the organism in Eukaryota, Metazoa, Chordata, Actinopteri, Acipenseriformes, Polyodontidae. Bases 503 to 1285 code for a protein of 260 amino acids. The transcript is spliced from 6 exons.